AUGAACUCUCUUCUUGUUUACGGACAAGUCUUGCAAGUCAAGGAGUACACUUGUGGUGGGUAUUUCGAAGGCCAAUUGUCAGUGAUACUCAAUACGUCGGCCGGUUAUUCUCCUGAUGAUAGUGCAGUGUUUCCCAAUGAGCCGCUCACCAAUAAUUUAUAUCUGUAUCAAUGGGAUUGUUUUGCUUCGGCAUCCUUCAAAGGUGCCCCUAUCGUUUGUCAUUGGUGUCACCACGCCGGUCAUGUACGCUCGAAAUGUCCCGAAUUGGCCAAAACCAAAUGCUUCGCUUGUCAAGAUCAUGGUCAUACCGCCAAGUUUUGUAAAAAGAGAACGUGUCAGCCAGAGCAAAUCAAUACUCCUAAGAAGGAAUCAAAUGUCAAGCUGCCUACGAUUGUUGAACAGUCUAUCUCCGAUUCUGAUACCGACCUGUCAGAUGCGUACCAAGCUUCGACGACUGUUGCAAGUGGUUCUUCAUCGUCCAAGUACGCCACAACUAUAAAAACGGUCUGCAUGGAAAUUGAAGAGGACGAGGGUACAUCACCCGUGUCACCUCCGACAUCCCAUUUGGCUGGUAAAAUGGUUGAUAGCGGAAGGAAAAUACUAGGACAUAAGCGAUCCCUAUUGGGUAAACAGAAGGCUAUCAAACCAACCUCCAAAGGUACUACUCCUAAGUUGGUUGUCCAGACGCAACCUGGUCUUAAAGGUCACAAAAUGUUUACGAAGACAAAGGUUACUAAAACGAAAUAG
Messenger RNA from Mucor mucedo, 747 nucleotides. RefSeq lists its product as uncharacterized. The record is from RefSeq and is a predicted model, not a curated record. Lineage: Eukaryota; Fungi; Mucoromycota; Mucoromycetes; Mucorales; Mucoraceae. The coding region runs from base 1 to 747 and encodes 248 amino acids. The transcript has a single exon. Gene Ontology annotation, molecular function: nucleic acid binding; zinc ion binding.